Messenger RNA from Verticillium nonalfalfae, 6462 nucleotides. RefSeq lists its product as uncharacterized. The transcript is spliced from 4 exons. The record is from RefSeq and is a predicted model, not a curated record. Bases 1 to 6462 code for a protein of 2153 amino acids. Lineage: Eukaryota; Fungi; Ascomycota; Sordariomycetes; Glomerellales; Plectosphaerellaceae.
AUGUCGUUCCCUGCCACCAGUCAGGCCUUGAGCGCUGCCUUUACCUUUGGCAUCGUCUUCAACUCGGCCUCCGCCGCUCUUUAUCUUUGUAUCCAGGGGCAGGGCACCAAAGUAUUCCGGGACGGCCUGAGGCUGGUCCUCAUCACAUUCCUUGCUGGUGCCGCCCUCUGGGCCCAGAUCGACUUCAUCGCGACCCUCAUCGACCCUUCCUCGUCUUUGGGAUGUCAAGUCGCCGUCACUUUCGCUUCCUCCUUCGACCAGAUCGCGCGCCUUGCCCUUGAGCAGUACCUGCUAUGGGCCAUCAACAGUGGUCUCAAGCCGUCAUCCGACACCUUCAUCCCCCAGGCCCUCCUUGUCAUUCGCCUGCUUGUCGGAGUCGUCUUUGUCGCAUUUCAGCGGACUCAAGUCCUGCCCGUCUGCCAGCCAUCGAACAACAUGACCGCCAUUGGUAUCGCUGUCGGCGCCACAGACGCUGUCAUUCUCGCCCUUUUCGUCCUCCGCGCUUUCAAGACCGGACUGGUUCGAGACUACCGCGAGAAGCGCCCCGGCCAUCAGCGCGCCAGAGCUGUUCUGAUGCUCCUUGUUGGGCUCGCUUUGUGGACAGGGGCGAGUGUCCCGUUGUUUCUCGGCAUUCCGACGAUCGAUAUCAUCUGGCGUACAGCUCUGCCUGCGGCAGCCCUCAGUCUUCUACUCGCCCUCGUUGCCGCUUUUCUAGGGCCUCUGGUUCUCACCAAGGCUCACGCAUCUGGUUUGCCCCAAAACUCUGCCUCCUUGCCCGACGACUUCCAAGAUCCUACCUCACAAUCUCGCGACCUAUCUUCUUCUGAGUCAAACUUCCCCCCCAACCGAUAUGAAGAUCUGAAGACUGGCACGACAACCUCGAUUACAGCCACGCGCGCUUUCAAUGCCGGGAAUGGAGCUGCCGGAGCCGGCUUUGCGGGUGUUGCCGUCGGUGCCAUGGCUUGGCAAGAACGACAAUCGUCUGAAGGAAACUCCCGAGCACAGUACCAGAGACCCAGGGGCGAUGCUACCACCGGUGGCACAACCGCGGGGAAGCUUAUCAUCUCUCACCCUAUCCUGCAAAACGUAGGCGAGGACAGUCCUUUCAACAAGAUUGCUACCAUCGAUCUCGCCACGGCCGCCAGAAAUGAGAAGGAGCGACGGAACCUUGCUGCUCUGCAGGAGCCCACGGCCUUGAUCGCGCAGCGUGCAGCCCCUCGGCCCCCAGGCCUCACCGCUGAGGAAGCCAUCAGGAGAUCUCAGAGCAAGAUGAGGCGCAAGGAGAUAGGCCGGACAUCGCAGGACAGCACUGAGCCCCGGUUGUCUGACGAGCCAAAUAGACUAAUGCCCAGCGCGACCGUCACAUCCAGCCAAACUUCGCCAGGUAUCGAUUCGCUCCGUCGAAGAUCCCCACGACAAUCGCCCAACGAACUUUCUGUGGCUGCAGAGGAAGAUCAGUUGCCGUCUGGCGCGUCACUCCAGGCUGCCCACGUACAACAUAGGACCCUGGAGGAGAAACAGCUGCCCCCUCGGAGAUCUCUGGAAAGUUCGUCAAGCCAACAGACAGCUGUCCCCAGCAUCUCGUCUUCUCAAACAUCAUUUGCAUCGCCAUCGCCCGGCAAGCAAACGGGCUCUCCACCUCGACCGGAGCUGCCCUCCACAUGGCCGAAGCAGACCUCAGUACGAGAUACCAUCAGGCCGUCGAGAAUGCAGGCUAUGGCGGCUCGAAAUCUUCCGGGAACCUCACCACAGCAAGCUCAGAGAGACAAAAACUCUUCUUCCGAAACGCCCCAGCCUCUUCCUCCACUGCAGAGACGUGGAACCGUCGGUCUUCCCUCCAACCCUCGAGCCCAAGGCAUGAAAACUGCCGUCCAGGACGGCGAAUCCCAGCCAACCGUUCUGUUCAUGAACCAGAUUCAAUACAAUAAUCCCGCUGCGGUACAAAGCAUCAUCGACGGAGCUGCUGGUAAGCUGCUCGUCACCGCCAAUGUCAGGCCCGACGACCCCUCGCUUGACUUGGGUAAGGGAAGAGAGUCAGUCGUUCACAGGCCGCGGCCUAUACCCAGACAACAGGAGAGCGACCGUCAACUUUUCCCGUCAGAACAGUCGCCGAGGGGACAUGUAAGAAACAGAUCUGGGGGCUCCAUUGCCAGUCGAAAGUCCAUCCUACGAUCGACACCGGGUAGCCCGACCCAGUUGCCCGCCCUACCGCCCUUACCCAAGAGUGCAGGACAGCCUUUGCGACCGCUGCCAAAUGACACACGAAGCAUGACCUUUGACGAGAAGAUGGACCUUUUCUUCCCUGGAGCGCCCCGGAGUGCUAACACUACCGUCAAUGGUCUGAGGGGCUCGAUUCCUGACUUACCCCCCCUACCUGCCGCCUACGCCAUGGAGAAGCUCAAGUCCACCGACGAAGGAUCGGGUGCGGAAGUUGCACAGCGGGCUCUGUCCAAAAGGUCCAUCGCUUCCUCGCAGCGGACAUCGCUUCGAACCCGGAGCAUUUUCGAGAUUGAGGAUGAGCCUGUGCACAAGCCUGACACCCGCUACACCUCCAAGUUCAGCGUUGAUACUUACACAACCACAGAAAGAGUAGCGGCAGAUGACGUCCAUGACUCCUGGAUUCCUAUCAUGCCGGAGAGGCCGCUGUCCGAGGUGUCGCAUGAUGGAGCAAGACGUCGGUCAUCCCCUGUGAUUCCGGUCACUGGCGCCAGAAUGUCAGUGAUCAGUGAUGCCCGCACCCGUGACGAGGAGACGACGACAAACUGGGGUUCCAUCCACUCGCCCGUUGCGGCCGUCAACAUCAAGCAGGCUAGACAAGUUCCCGUGUCGACCUACAUCCAGAACCCUGACUCUGGGCAAGAACCGCGAAACGUCUCCAUGCUUGACCAGAACGACGGUAAAGAGGUCAUGACGAUUAUGCUCGAUUCAUCGAUGGAGCAUGACAUGAGCAUGGCUACAGCCUCGUGGUUCGACGACCAACAGUACCCGGAUAGCUCGAAUAACUUGAAUCACCGGUGGCAUCAUCGUUUGGGCGAGCAGUGUACCACAUUUUCCACCAGAAAGGAGAGGGUGGUGUCGCGGAGAAUGCCUCCACCAACACCGCUGCUUCUGAACUCUACCAGCAAGAAUUCGGUCCUAGUGGCUGCUGAACCAUCUCCACUAGAUUCUCCGCAGGAGGCCUACAAAGUCAUUCAGCAACAGCUGAAACAACUUGAGGAGAUGGAUAGGGAUCCAAUGCAAGACGAAAGUGAGAGGCUGCGUCUACUCGAAAGACUGGAACAAGAGAUGGGUCAGCAGGAAUCUCAGUGGCAUGAUAUGCAGAAUGGGUUUAGCAGGGAUUCUGUUUCGACUGCUGAAACCAGGUCAAGUCGACAAUCCGAGGUUGAGAAGAUCAGCAGGGGAACCCAGUCUAGACACUCACAGUCAUCCUCGAUUGCGGCAGAUCGACGUGCCUCUAGACGUGCUCGCCUCCAGAACUCAGUAAGGCCUUCCAGGGACAGUAUUAGCGACACAACUUCUUCAACUGCUGGAGAGAGUCGUCCGCAAAGCCGAUGGCAGCAGAAACUUGCGGAUGCCGAGUAUGAGUAUGCAGAGAAUGCUGCCGAUCUCACUACAACGAAGCCGUUUCUCAACUUCCUGUCGGUGUCUAUGCCGAAGGCUCAUCUCGGUAGCCCUACUCCACCGGAUACCGAUGAGUCUGCAGAUGAAGGGCGUGACUUCCACAGCCGUGCCAAAGCGGUGCUGUCAAGAAAAAACGCACCUUGCGCGAAGUUGUGGAAGCCGACACCACCUGAAGCCCCUGCGUUUAUCAGCAACCACUUGUGGGUUGCGCACGAACGGGUCAGGGCACCUGUCGCCCCGGAGGAUCUUCCUUGUCUUUCAGUCCGUCCUGCUGUCCGCAAGACCACGGGCACCCUGGAGAUCGAGAGCACUCGCUUGUGGAACCGUCGCAACUCUUUCGCCGCGAAGCCACACUCGGUAACGGUUGGUCUCUGGCGAGGAUCCCCUCUCCCCGUUCUCGCCGCCCAACAAGUCAAACCCCGGCCGGUCACGCAGCGUCCGCCCAGAAAGAACAAACAUGUCACCCUUCUGCCGGACAUUAUAGAAAGUCCCAAAGAGAUGCCCAACAAGCGUGGCACUCUCGGUAUUUUUCAGUUUCCUUGGGGUGAGCGAUCCGAUACAGCUACCAUCCAAAUGCGGCCCACCAUGUUCACGGCCAUGCCAGGGACCAUGUCAAGCGGAGGACCUGCCAUUCAAGCUGUUCUAGAGGCACGUGCGAAGCAACUGGAGGCUGAGGAGUACUCUGCUUCUUUCUUCGACGACUAUGAUGAGGAGGAUGACAUGGAUUCCUCCAGUGACGAUGAUUAUGACUAUCAAGAGGACGACGAGGACGUGGAAGAGGCGGUGCCCGAGUAUGAUGAGGAUGGCAGUGCUUACAACCAAGAGGGGAGCGACGACGAUAACGACGACGAUGUGGACUUUGACGAAAGCACCCUCUGGGAAAUUGCCAGCCUCCUCAAAUCGGACCAGGUCCCAUCGAAGAACAGCCUCCUGCCGCAGCCACACCCAGAGCCUCAGCCCUCAAUUGAGGAAUUCUUCUUUGAGCCGCUCGGGUUCGAAGAAGACAUUGAUAAGCGCCCGUUCGAUAACCAGUAUGACUCCAACGUUAGCUACGACUCAAUCUCGAUCGCACUUGAUGGCGACGAGUCGCCUUCUCUACCUCGGGCUACAGGCCUCUGGACCGAGACUCGGGAGGGACCUGCUGUCUCCCGAGAACUGGGGCUGCCGGAGGUGGACGAUGCAACAUGGGAACGUUACCUGCCAACGACGGAACCUCUUCUGCGCAAGGAGCGUCCGGUCGAGCUCCUAACUUCUUCGAGUCUUUGGACGGCGCCUCUCCAGACCGAGUCUGAACAGAUAUGGGUGCUCGCCGCUUCCAUGCCACAAGCAGUCGACAAAGCUAAGCUUGAGGACAUAAAUGGCGGCCAGUCUUCCAUCAUUGAGGCUGUCGAAAACGUGUACCCCAGAGCGACAACCAGUUGUUCGCUGUGGGUAGCGCCUUCGCAGCGUGCUGAGAAGGCCGUUCGGGGCCUCUUUGACGCGAGCGCUUUCCGUCAAGACUUCCGAACAACGUCCGCAUCGCCUGCAGCUCUGGAACUAGUCCGCAAGCCACGCCAGGUAGUCGAAGCCGUGUCCGAGAUUCCACCUUCUACCCUCCUCUGGAGCCAAGGCCGUCCAGCCAGAGCCAAACAUGCUGACAUCUUUUGGAUCACUUCUGCCUCUAACGUCCAGAAAGGCAGCAGCCCUGCUGCUGGUCCCUUCCUCUGGGUCGCUCCAACUGUGAAUGCUAGCCAUAACCCCAUUGGACUUUAUCAGUCUGGCCAGCUUCGAACCAGCUUUCGCACGACCUCAGCUGCGCCCGCUGCUCUAGAAACACCCCACAAAGCCCGUGUCAACGAAGAGCCUCUUGCGAUAUUGAGCUCCUCAACGCUCUGGAAGCAAGAAAGCGACGCGUCUGACGAGUACAACUGGUUGUCCUUUGCUAGCAAAGAGUCUCGAGGCCAGUACUCUCCAUCACGUCGUAGUAGCAUUGCCUCCGAAUCCGUGUCACCCACGGAAUCGAUUGGGCUAUCCUCAUCUAUGGACUCCAGCAGCAUCACUAGUAGCAGUCUGCUGAAAGACGGCUUCCCUGGUUUUCAAGAACCCGAGCAACCGACGGCGCUUGAAGAAAGUGCAGACGAUCACGGUACGCUUGAGCUCUCCCCGGACAUCAAGACACCGACGCUCGCCGAAGUCUCCGACAAAGUUGAGCCUCCAAAGACUCGCUUACGCCGAAGUACCAAGACCACGAGCGCUGACUGGGACACUGAGCUCCUCUUUGCUGUCGUUGCUGGACAGACACGCCAACACCAGCAACCUCAAGCAGCCGCAACACCAGCACAUGGAGAUGAUUCCUCUGAUCAGACCAUCCACGCAAGCCGCCCUCGCCGCCCAGACAUCACCGCUGCAGAAUGGGACAUGGCUCUUACGGAUGCCUUGACAUCUGGUACACAUACAGCUGGGACGACUCAGAGUGGGAGGGUCGAGGAAUCGGUUCAGUCUGAACCGCUUCUCCCAACAACAUCCCUCUGGCUCCAGCCUUCCUCGAAGGCUGAUACACAAGGUUUCUUGUGGACCCGUGCCAUGCCCACAAACCAGAAGCUCGACAUGGCACCUUCCAUUGAGAACAGACUGGACGACAUCGAGUCUCAGCGUUUGCGUCGGAAACGCGUUCGCGCCCUCAUCCCUAAAAGCCGCAGAGCCGAAAUCCGUCACCAGAUUGCCGCCAUCGAAGCCGGCGCUGAUCCCGCAACUGUUGGUCUUGUAAACUUUUCCGGCCACACCCUCUGGACUGCUGAGGAUGCGUCUCGGCCCGAAAGCCUUUACCUCCGCGGCCAAGGUCGGGACUGGCUUCGCCUCUGA